Penicillium salamii is the source of this 612-nucleotide messenger RNA. The record is from the annotation of a GenBank genome assembly. NCBI's taxonomy places the organism in Eukaryota, Fungi, Ascomycota, Eurotiomycetes, Eurotiales, Aspergillaceae.
AUGGGCUCCGCUGCUUCCAAGCCCGCAAAGUCGGCUGCCGGCGCAGCUGCUCGCCAAUAUCCCAAGCAGACAGCACCCCCGCCCCGAGCCGCGCGCAAAGCUCCAAAGCAAUCCUCAACGCCUCCGCCACCAGCACCCAAAUCAAAAGCCAGCCCUCCUCCAGCCCCUGCUCCCCCAUCCCAAGGCCCUACAUACCAUUCGAAAGAAAGAGCGUCAGGUGUCAAAUCCAAUGCAAUCGACAUGGACGGCCGAGACCCCGACUUCGCAGCUUCCCUCCGCUCCAUUGGCCCUGUUGAUCCAUCCCCCACCUUCUCAAACUCAAGCACCUAUAAAGGCCCCGGGCAAUCUAUCUUCCCCCAGUCCUCCAACCCGGCCCUGCUUGUUGUCACUGCUCGCCAGCGCCUCAACAAAGCCGCUGACGAAGAAUCCGAGCACUUUGGUCGCGCGGGACAUCCUGGCCGAACGUUCCUCGAUCCUAUGACCAUUCAGCAGGUUUUGACUAUGCGCGACAAGCAGAACCAACAACCCCGCGAGAUUGAGCGCUUUUUGGGCUUGCGGAAGGGUAUUCUGGAUCGCCUGGGGAAGAGUGAUAUUGUUUCGCGCAUUACUUGA